Rhinichthys klamathensis goyatoka is the source of this 806-nucleotide messenger RNA. RefSeq names its product MORN repeat containing 5 (gene morn5). The record is from RefSeq and is a predicted model, not a curated record. Bases 192 to 728 code for a protein of 178 amino acids. Lineage: Eukaryota; Metazoa; Chordata; Actinopteri; Cypriniformes; Leuciscidae. The transcript has 5 exons.
GGCUCCAAUCGCAACGCAAAGUUAUGGCACUACUUUUCUGCAGAUUUCAAAACCUUUUCCUAGUUCUGAGAUGAUUAAAUAUAGUCUAUUCUAUCACUUUAUGUAUACAUGACAGUUACAUCUGUCACAGAGGAGUGUUUUUACCAUUACAAGAACAGUCUUGGUUGUGUUUCCAUGGAAACAGUAUAAACAUGGAGUUCAUGGGUAGCAGUUAUGAUGGAGAUUACAAAAAUGGCAGGAUGGAGGGGAUGGGCAGCUACACAAUCCCCACUCACACUAGAUAUGUCGGAGAGAUGAAAGACGGCAUGUUCCAUGGAAAAGGAGCGCUGCAUUUCCCCAAUGGAAGCAAGUAUGAGGGAACUUGGGAGAAAGGAAUAUCCAAACAGGGAAAAUACACAUUUUCUGACGGCCUGGAGUAUAAAGAGACUGACUGGGAUUACUGUGAUGGCACAGACAGGCAGUUCUACUCUGAGAGGUGUAAUGGCCUCAAACCAGCAGGAGAAUCCCAGUUAGCUGAUCGGGACCCCCCGCGGCUCAUCCCUGAUGGUUGCUAUGACAGCGGCGAUGGCUUUUAUGAUCCCAACACCAGGGUCGUCAAAGACUAUGAUGGCAAUUUUCUCAGGAAUGCAGAUGACCAAGAACACGAGUGGAUUGUGCGGACAUGCAGGAAGAGCUGGGAUGAGUUCAUUGGCCACUAUCCAAGAAGCAGCACACUAGAGGAGAAGUGAGAACACACACACUGUUCAUACGGAUGUCAUCUGAACAUUAAUGCAGCUUUGUUACAUUCAUUUGUUUAUUUCUUCAAU